GCUGUCGCCGUUGCCGCGCCCUGACUCGUAGUUCCUUAUAUUUCCCCUCCAUCUUCUGCUAUUGUGUGUCGAGAUACCCAAAGCAUUUCACUCUGUCUUGACUUCGCACUCGGUACCUCUUCAACUACACAGCGAAACUCAAAUAACCCACAAUGGCAACUGCAGAUGUGCAAACAGCUCCUGGGUCAUCACUUGACGUAUUUUCCAAAACAGCUGCCGAAGUCGAAGUGAGAGAAAUUAGCUCAGAACUCGCAGCCAACCACCGGUAUCUUAUCCAAUCACCUUACAUGGAACGUGAGCAUUUGCUCGACCUCGACACUCUUGAUAACGAAAAUGAGCUCCUCGCUCGAGCCCUGAGUCAAUUUCGAGUUCUUCGCGACGACUAUGCGACAGCCCCAUACACAGAAUCCUUCAACUGGCCAGAGGUGAUCGAAGAAGUGAAACGUCUUGCGGUCGAAUCUGGAAAACCCUUCAAAGAAACAUCGUUCUAUAUCGUGGCAUUCCGAUCACGAAUCAAGAAGGAGACCGAGUAUGCUGACCUGGGCGUUCUCGACAAGGGAGCACAUGCUGAGGCCGUGGCGAGUGGUGGAUUCUUGAAAUACUGGUUUGGUGAACCUGACUCAGAGUUGGCCAACUUGGCGACUUGUGUCUGGCGUUCGCGGGAAGAUGCUAAGAAUGGUGGUACAGGCCCAGCCCAUCGCAAGGCUGCUGGAGCAACUCGCUCCUUGUACGCAUUCUGGAGAAUUGAUCAACAUCGACUUAACAUUCGGGAUAAUGCCGAGAGCUGGGAGAUUAUCCCCUGGCAGGAUUAGAUGACAAGGUUUGAGGCUUCUGAAACCUUUUGUCCAAGAAGCUUAUGAGGCGUUUGGUGUCGGUCUUGAGGGUUAGAAAAACAUGGGACAGAGAAAAGAAUGGCGUUUGCUCGGAUAAAUGAUGAUUUUCUCGGAAAACGGACUAGAUGGUAGAAUCAUAAACCAAAUAAAACAAUAAUUAGAUUUGAGA
Molecule: messenger RNA, 1002 nt
Organism: Fusarium verticillioides 7600
Lineage: Eukaryota; Fungi; Ascomycota; Sordariomycetes; Hypocreales; Nectriaceae
Exons: 2
Coding region: 153-812 (219 amino acids)
Source: RefSeq, a predicted model, not a curated record